AUGACUUCGUGUACCACAAGACCACCCAUAACAUUAUUCAUAUCAAAGAAAAAUAUUUUAACAAUAUAUGUGGAAGAUGAAGAUAAAGGAAUAUUGGUAAAAAAAAUAAAUGGAAUAUCAGAAAUAGAUUUAAAAAAUUGUUGUACAGACUGGCAAGUAGGAAACAUGGGUAUGAACAUGCAUAAAAAAUCACAUGAUAAUACUUUCACACCUGAUAAGAUAGUCAUACAAGAUAAGAAAAGAAAAAAUGACGUUUAUGAUGAAUUAGAAGAAAAUGAAAAGAAGAAAAUAUUUCAAGAUUUAAAUUUUAAAUUGUCCCCAUCUGAAAAAUUAAUGGUCCAAGAAGUUCUCGAUGGAAUAGAUUUAGAGGAUUUUGACUUUUCUUAA
Molecule: messenger RNA, 387 nt
Organism: Pediculus humanus corporis (human body louse)
Lineage: Eukaryota; Metazoa; Arthropoda; Insecta; Psocodea; Pediculidae
Exons: 2
Coding region: 1-387 (128 amino acids)
Source: RefSeq, a predicted model, not a curated record